GUUUUUGACCGUGCACAUGGAACCGUGCACAUGGCAUGGAACUGGCCUACAUUUAGAUUUGAAUUGUUUGUUUUAUUUUACAGUUUGUUUGUUUUGGUUAAAAAUAAAUUUAAGAUAUUGCUGUAACCUCAACAAAUCUGGAUCUUUUACUUUGCACGCGUCAGGACAUACACAUCAACACCUCCUACAGUGGCUAAGACAAAGGAACAGAAUUGGACAUCUGAACCCGUUUUUACCACUACAUUAUGUCAAAAAACUUUGCUUUCAAAAUGGAAUUGGUUUGAGAAGAGGAUAAAUCUUGAUUGGAAUGGAUUGAGACCAUAUGGUACUGGAGCAAACAAAGGAAACUUCUCAAAGAGUGGGCGUCUCUAUAUUCAUCAGUUCAUGUUGAACAUGUGAUCAGGAAGAAGAAACUCACAGAGUGAACACCCAGAGAUUCAGAAGAACUGAAUACAACAGAGAAGAUCACUGAAGAAGAGAAGAAUGAAGAUCAUCUGGACUUUGACUCUGCUGAUGAUUCCUGGUGUGUUGGGCUUCAGAGUGACGGGAUAUUCAGGAGGAGGAGUCAGCAUCACAUGCAGAUAUGAGACACAAUAUAGAAACAAUGCUAAGUAUUUUUGUAGAGGACAGAAUCCAGGAUGUUCUGAUCUCAUCAAGACUGAAGAGAAAGAUAGAUGGGUUUAUUCUGGAAGAUUCUCUCUUUAUGACAACACCAGUGCUGCAGUUUUCACUGUGAAUAUCAGAGAUCUGAGAGAAGAGGAUUCUGGGACGUAUUGGUGUGCAGCUGAUAUCUCUUGGGAUGCAGAUUCCUACACUGAAGUCAAUCUGAAAGUUUUAACAGGUCAGAAGAUCAGUGCUGUGUCGGGAUAUUCAGGAGGAAACGUCAUUAUAAACUACAAAUAUGAGAUGUCACAUAUGAACCACAUGAAAUACAUCUAUAAAACUAGAGCAGAUGGAUUUCUUCCUUUAAUAAACACUAAAAGAGCAGCAGAAUGGACACAUGUGGGUCGAUUCUCUGUUCAUGACGACAGAUCUGCUCGUCUCUUACGUGUGUUCAUCACAGAUCUGAAUCUGAACGAUUCUGGAGAAUAUAAGAUUAUAGUCCAAGUUUCUGAAGACUACAGUUUCUUCUCUGAGUUUCUCCUGAACAUCAUCGACGCUGAUUGUUGUGAGAAGAGCAUCAGUCUAUCAGCUGCUGCAGGAACAUCUGUGAACAUCAGCUGCAAAUACCCAGGAUCCCACAGCGCCGACGUGAAGUUCAUCUGCAGGAGAUCUGGAUCUGAUCUCUGUGCUGAAGAGACGUCUGUGAAGGAGAGCAGAAGAUGGAGCGCCGAGGGACAGAUCCAGCUGUAUGAUGACCGAGAGCAGCGGCUCCUGACGGGAACCAUCAGUCAUGUGACUCCACGACAUUCAGCUGAAUACUGGUGUGGAGUUCAGUCUGAUCAAGAACACAAGAGCUUCAUCACACGAGUCCUCCUCAGAGUCACAGAUAUCUUAGAAACAUCAACACCAUCAUCUACUUCAUCAUCAUCAUCAUCAUCAUUGUCGUCGUCAUCAUCAUCUUCACUGCAGAGAAUGUGUGUCAGAAACUGAUAGAUUUUAAAGGAUUCAGAUGGUCGUCUGAAACAAACCCUGACCAUCAGAUGACGCCCACACUGUGUGAACAGAUCAAGUUUAGCCAACAUUGAAUAUAAAGUCAGAGGAAAGCAUUUCCUCCAGAUGAGUCUGAUUAUUUCUUCUGCUGUGUAAAGAUUAAAUGUUUUUUUUCUUGCUUUCCGCAGUUUGUCACUUGUGUAUGUAAGUCUUUAGAUAAAUACGUGAUUUUCUAUAGAACUAUAAUUACAAAAAUAAAAAGUGUGUAUUUUGUGCAUCACUAGCAUAAUCAUAAUCAUAUGAGUUUGCAGAAUAUUGAUUUCAAAGAUGUUGAUGAAGUCAAUUUUAUUAUGUGGAACUUUUUCAGACUGAAAAAUAAAAAAAUAGUCAAUUAAUACUGUCAGGUUCAAGAGAUUUCA
Molecule: messenger RNA, 2012 nt
Organism: Puntigrus tetrazona (Sumatra barb)
Lineage: Eukaryota; Metazoa; Chordata; Actinopteri; Cypriniformes; Cyprinidae
Product: polymeric immunoglobulin receptor-like
Exons: 6
Coding region: 484-1593 (369 amino acids)
Source: RefSeq, a predicted model, not a curated record